UACAGUCAGAAGUAUGUUUGGGCAUUUAAUAUAGAAAUUGAUCACUAUACAAUUUAUAAAGGUGGAAUACAAUCUAUGUUUGGUUUUUCUGUAGCACAAUAUCGUGAUGAAAAACAUCGUGGUUGGAUUAUAGUUGGAGCUCCAUUAAAUCAAACUUAUCAAAAAGAUAUUGAAAAAGGUGGGGCUGUAUUUAAAUGUGAUAUAGCAGAAGAUAAUAGGUGUUUUCCUAUCGAAUUCGAUAAAAAAGGUAUCGAUUAUGUUAGAUCGACAAAAAAUUCCAAAGGUAUAGAACCUAUUGAUGAUAAAUCAUAUCAGUGGUUUGGUGCGACAAUAUCAACUUCAAUGAAAGAUGGAGGCCCACUAUUAGCUUGUGCUCCUAAGUAUCAUUGGUUUGGUUAUAUUAAAGCUAACUGGUCUGUUGCUGGAUUUAAAGAUGUUGUUGGUACAUGCUGGAUAAAUUCAAUGAGUGAUGGGUCAUCUAUAGAAUAUUCGCCAUGCCGUAACAACGAUACAGCCGGACAUCAUCGUCAAGGAAUGUGUCAAGCUGGAAUAGGUGCUGCCUUAACAAAGGAUGGGAAACGAUUAUUUAUUGGCGCUCCUGGUAGUUGGUAUUGGCAAGGGCAAUUAUUUACUAUAGAGAGUAAUAGAACAUUACCAUUUGUUCCUAUUAAAGAAAUACAUGGUACAACAAUAAAAGAGGGAAUUACAUCAUCUUAUGAACAGUUAAAUCUAUUAGCAACUGCUGAAGGCCCAGCACAUGAGGAUAAUAAUUAUCUUGGAUAUUCUGUAAGUGUUGGAGAUUUUCUUGGUAACAGCGAUAGUGGAGUAGCAGUCGGUGUUCCUCGUGGAGCGGAACUUCAUGGAAAAGUAUUGCUUUUUACGUCGCAGCUAUUUAAUCAUCAAAAUAUAACUGGAGAACAAAUGGGUGCAUACUUUGGUUAUGCUUUAGCUGUCAAUGAUAUUGAUGGCGAUGAUCGAGACGAUCUUAUAAUCACCGCUCCUUUUUAUAGUCAACCCGAAUUUUCAGGAAUUAAGAUUGAAACUGGAAGAAUAUACAUAUUUUAUCAAGGAAAAGGAUUGACUAAGUAUCAUAAAUAUGAUAUUAGAAAUGGUGAGAAUAAUAGAGGUCAAUUUGGAUUAUCUGUAGCAUCUUUAGGCGAUAUAAACCUUGAUGGUUUCGGAGAUUUUGUAGUUGGUGAACCUUAUGGAGGAAUCGAAAAUCGCGGUGCAAUAUAUAUUUAUCAUGGCACCAAAGAAGGAGUCGAAAGCAAAUAUUCUCAAGUUAUAUAUUCCGAAAAUCUUGAAAAACCUAUACGAACAUUCGGAUGGUCUGUUAGUGGCGGUUUAGAUUUAGAUGGAAACAAUUAUCCAGAUAUAGUUGUUGGUGCUUAUGAAUCUAAUACGGUUACUUACUUUCGAUCACGACCUGUCAUUAGCAUGUAUUCAGAAAUAAACUUCUUAUCAAAAUCCAUUAAUAUACACAAUAAAACCUGCACUUUAUCUGAUGGUUCAGCUGUGGCUUGUUCGGAGUUAAAAAUCUGUUGUAUGUAUACAGGAUUAGGAUCCUGGUCUCAGCAUAAUUUUAUAGUCCAUCUAUUAUUAGAUGAUAAAAAGAAAAAAAAUCCUCGCCUAUUUUUUCUUGAAUUUGAAAAUAAACAUAUAUUGAAUUGGACAAUCAGUAUAAUAAAAAAUGAACAUCAUUGCCGACAUAUAAAGGUAUACGUAACACAGCAUUUACGAGAUAAAUUAACGUCGUUGGAUGCUGAAAUGUAUAUAGAACUAUUUCAAGAUGAUAAAGAAUUACUAAGUAAUUCGAGAAAACGUAAUCCUAAAAAAAAGUUGAUGGCUAUACUAGGACCAAAAAAUAUAAGAAAACGCGAUUCUCUUACAAUUAAAAAAAAUUGUGGAUCUGAUGAUAUAUGUAUACCAGAUUUAAUAAUAAAUGUAAUUAAAAAUGUUGAUAAAUAUCUUGUAGGCUCUGGUAAAAUACUCGAAUUAGAAGUAAAAAUUCACAAUCUAGGGGAAGAUGCAUUUGAAACUGUAUUUUAUUUACAAUUACCAAUAGGUAUAGAUUAUAUUAAUAUUGAAAGUCAAAAUAAAUCUACAGAAGUUAUUAUUCAAUGUUCUGCUCCAAAAUCGAGUAAUAAUAAUACCUUACGCUGUGAUAUUGGUAAUCCGUUACCAGAAGGAAAAUUUGUUAAAUUUAAAAUUUUUUUACAACCAAUAAUACUUCAUGAUAUGAAAUCAACUUAUGAAUUAUAUAUGAAAGUAAAUUCUACUAAUUUCGAAAAAUCGGAUACUUUCAAUAACAAUCUUUAUAACAUUUCUUUACCAAUAUGGAUUGAAACUGACUUAUCAAUAGAAGGGGAUAGUAAACCGCAGGAAAUUGAUUUUAAUUCAAUUGAUUAUACAAAUAGCGAUUCUAAUUUGCCUAUGAAUACAUAUGAAUUAGGACCGAUAGUAACACACAAUUACACUAUACGUAACAAUGGACCAUCAACUAUUUUACAUAUGACUACAUCACUGAUUUGGGCUGCAGAAACAUAUUCUGGAGAUAUUUUAUUAUAUUUAAUAGAUCAACCAGAUGUAUCAAGCAAUAAAAUUCAAUGCGAUUCUGCUAAUGCGAAUUAUCUCGGUUUUAAAGAGAGAAAAAUACAAAAUAUAAUUAAAACUUCAGAUGAACUUCAGAAAUUGACGGAUAAUGUAUUAAGACCUUCAUCUUUGAAUACUGAAAAUUAUAAAAAUAAUCUUAUCAAAUUUCAAAAUUCUAAAGGAAUCCUUAAAACUUCAAUACAACAAUCAAAAUUGUAUUCAAAAAAAAACAAUAAUGAAUCCAUCAAUAGAGACUUACAAUUACGAAUAUUAAGAAAAACAUUUCGAUUUUCACGAAAUGCAACUAAUCUGUUACCGCAAACUAUAGAAAAUAAAAUUAAUGAAGUUUCAAUUUUUAAUACUUCGUGUAAUACAGCACAAUGUGUAAAUUUACAGUGUAGUGUAGGUCCUUUAAUAAAAGAUGAAGAAGUCUCAAUAUCCGCGCGUUAUCAAAUCAACAUAAAAUCAUUAAAAAAAAUUACACAAAGUGAAAAAAUUAAAGUUUCAACAAAAUUACUUGUUAUUGUUACUUCACAGCCUUUCAUAGGCGAAGCAGCAGAAAGUAUUGUUAGAAGCUAUGAAAUUAUAACUGUAAUUCUACCUAUUACAAAUAUGUAUAAUUUAGAUAUUAUACCGCUUUGGAUUGUAGUAAUAUCGGCAUGUGCUGGAACAACUAUUUUAUUAUUACUUGCAUAUUUACUGUACAAGUGUGGUUUUUUCAAAAGAAACCGACCUAUAAAUGUGCCAGAAAAAGAGCUGCUUAAUCGACCUAGACGGUAUCUCAAUCAAGAUUAAGAACAUUGCAAUUAAUUUUGAUUCAUUCUAUAUAGAAAUUUUAAU
Messenger RNA from Ceratosolen solmsi marchali, 3432 nucleotides. Its product is annotated as integrin alpha-PS2-like. Gene Ontology annotation, cellular component: external side of plasma membrane; integrin complex. Gene Ontology annotation, molecular function: integrin binding. The transcript has 14 exons. The record is from RefSeq and is a predicted model, not a curated record. Gene Ontology annotation, biological process: integrin-mediated signaling pathway; cell adhesion mediated by integrin; cell-matrix adhesion. Bases 76 to 3387 code for a protein of 1103 amino acids. NCBI's taxonomy places the organism in Eukaryota, Metazoa, Arthropoda, Insecta, Hymenoptera, Agaonidae.